This is a messenger RNA of Rhododendron vialii, 1650 nucleotides long. RefSeq names its product zinc finger CCCH domain-containing protein 67-like. The coding region runs from base 159 to 1343 and encodes 394 amino acids. NCBI's taxonomy places the organism in Eukaryota, Viridiplantae, Streptophyta, Magnoliopsida, Ericales, Ericaceae. The transcript is spliced from 6 exons. The record is from RefSeq and is a predicted model, not a curated record. Gene Ontology annotation, molecular function: metal ion binding; mRNA binding.
AGACACAGUGGAGAGAGAGAGAGAGAGAGAGCUUUUACUGGUUGUCUAGAUACGUUUCUUCUCCAACAAGUGCCACUUCCAUAUCUACACCCAUAUAUACAUACGCACGCACUCCCGAUCAAAUCUCCAUUUCUAGGGUUUCGAAAUGCGGACGAAAGAUGGAGACUUUUGAAUCAAUCACCACCAGUUCUGAUCCCAAACCCCGAUCGGACGAGCAAUCUCUCGAUUUCGAUGGUUUAACGGUGGAAUCUUUGUCUCAGAAGUUAGACAACGUAGGGCUGGGAUCGAACGAGGGCCAGAACAUCAACGGCAAUGAUCGGGGCGGCGUGUUGCACCCACUCCGGCCUCACGCCGAGGAUUGCCCGCAUUACGUUCGGACGGGGACGUGUAAGUUUGGGCUGAAUUGCAGGUUUAAUCACCCUGUGACUGUGAGAAGGGCAAAUCAGAAAUGGGGGAAAGAGAAGGAGAAAGAGAAGGCCAAGGAGGGGGUUUUGGAGAAACCUGAGAAUAUAGAAUGCAAGUAUUACCUCACAGCAGAAGGGUGCAAAUAUGGAAAAUCCUGUAGAUACAAUCACUCCAAAGCUGAAGCGGAAAUUGCUCCUCCGGAGCUCAACUUUCUAGGUUUGCCAAUUCGAUUGGGAGAAAAAGAGUGUCCUUUUUACAUGAGAAAUGGUUCCUGUGGAUAUGGACCUCGCUGCAGGUUUCACCAUCCUAAUCCUACUGGUGAUGGAGGACAUGACCCUAAUAGCUCACCACGGAAUGACGAAUGUAGUGGUCAAUUUAGCCUUCCUGCAAUACAUUAUAAUGGGGAAUCUAUUCCAUUGAAUGCAUCAGGGGCAUCACACCCAGCUCAAGCAUCGUGGUCAACGCAUGUGCUAUCUGAUAAAGCUGUUCCAUAUUACCAAGAGAACCACUCGGCCUACAUGUCUACGAUGCAUUUCCUUCCUCAAGAGGCUCUUCCAACUCCUGAAUGGAAUGGGUACCAGGCCCCCUAUUUUCCAGAUGAAAGCACAUGGCAUAUUUUAUCACUUCCAGCGGCGAAGGAAACCUAUAUCUCUAGCCAGGUUGAAGAAUACCCAGAACGACCUGGUGUACCCGAGUGUGAUUUCUUCAAGAGAACUGGGACUUGUAAAUAUAAAUCUGCAUGUAGGUAUCACCACCCCAAAAACCAAGCUCCAAAAGCAGAUUGUGUUCUGAAUGACAAGGGCCUGCCUCUAAGACCGGGCAGGAAAAUUUGCCGGUAUUAUGAACAGUUGGGUAUUUGCAAGUUUGGGCCUGCCUGUUUAUUCGACCAUCCGGUGAAUCAAAACUCAACUUUCCUAGUUCGGCCUCCAAUAAGGUAGCAAGUUUGCAAAUCUUGGAGGGAUUAUGGUGACAGGCGAUUAAGGCAACGCUGUAUAAUCCAGCUUUUUGCAUAGAGUUUUGCUUCCGUAUCCCAAGUAAGCCUAAUAGUAGGAAACCUUUUUCAUAAAUGUUCCUUCAGCUUCUAAAGAAUAACCAAGCUAUUGUGCAUUGGAUGGAUCUUUCUUAACUUUAUUAGUAAGCGUUUAUAAUUAUCUCAUGAGGCGCAAGGCGCCUGUGACUAGGCCAUCUAUGUAUCUUUUACAACUUAAUACAAUGAGGCUCACAAAAAUCAUUUUUGUUAUACAA